AUGGUAGAGAAUUACUGGCGGAUGGUAGUGUCUUCGUUGCAGGACAUGUAUAAUGCGAAUGAAGUAACACAAUUUGAUGACGACACAAUGGCUAAACGUAUGAAUUUUGAUUCUUUAUCUGAUGAUCAAUUACCAAAUUAUCUGUUGGAAUUCCAAAGUCACCUUCAGAAUAUCAAUAAAGGUAAUGAAUUAUUAGAAUCCAUUCAAAAUAAUCUUACAAAGAUAUUAGAUGAACAGAAAGAACUAGAGGAAAACAAAGAAAAUGAGGAUAUCCAGGAAAGCAAGGAUAGUAAAUCUAAUACUGAUGUAAAGGCAGGUGUUGCCGUCUCGUCAACAGCCGCAAUUGUGACUUCUAAAUCCAAAUCAGAAGUGCCAAUAUCGAGCUCUGUUACUGGAGCCGAUGGAUCCAUUGAAGGUAGACAAUACUGGGUUAGCGAAUACAAUUCUCUGGAUCCUAUCGUUAUUGGAUCAGAAGUUGCAUAUAAACCACGUAAAGGUGGUGAUGGUGAAUGGUUCCAAUGUGAGGUUAUCAAGGUUUUUCCCGAUAGGAUCAGGUACGAGGUACGUGAUCCCGAACCUGACGAACUUGGAAACACUGGCAAAGUAUUUAAAUGCAGUUGGAAAGAGUUGAUUUUGAUUCCAACAUUGAAAAGUGCAAGCAUAAGAUCCAAGACACUCAAUUACCUUGCGGGAACCAAGGUACUUGCAAGAUAUCCAGAGACAACAACGUUCUAUCCUGCUGAAGUCAUCGGAAACAAAAGAGAUGGCACUUGCAGACUAAGAUUUGAAGGUGAAGAAGAAGUAAACAAAGAAACAGAGGUACCAAGAAGACUAGUAUUACCGUUCCCAAUGGCAUCUGCAACGCCUGCAAAGAAGUGA
Messenger RNA from Maudiozyma barnettii, 879 nucleotides. RefSeq names its product Sgf29p (gene SGF29). Bases 1 to 879 code for a protein of 292 amino acids. The record is from RefSeq and is a predicted model, not a curated record. The transcript has a single exon. Gene Ontology annotation, cellular component: SAGA complex. NCBI's taxonomy places the organism in Eukaryota, Fungi, Ascomycota, Saccharomycetes, Saccharomycetales, Saccharomycetaceae.